AUGCUUCAAAAACUUGAAGAAAACAAUGUACUUGCCGCAGCAAGAGAUUUUAAUAAUAAAGUUCAAAAUGGAAUGCAAGUCACUGAUGUAGUUUCACCAGAAAUCUCAAUCUCAAUGAAUCACCGCUGUCUUCGCUAUAACUUUUUGGCUUAUGAAAAAACCACCCUUGUUGUAGGGUACAUAACAGAUUUCUUCCAUCCAUAUGACUUUUCUGAUCAUUUAAACUUCCACCAGUCACAUGUAGUAAAAUUUAACCGUGCAUCUGCUACUCUUCCUGUUGGAGUAAAAUUUAAGGUGGUGUUUCGUGCAAUUUUUGUGAAAUCUUCCUAUGGAUUUCUUCUCAUUGAUAAUAUAACAAUCACCGAUGGAAUAUGUGAAAAGUGCGGUCCUCAUGAAUUCAAAUGUAGUGAUACCAGUGAUGAGUGUGUUCCGUUUGACAAAGUAUGUGAUCUUGAACCCGACUGUAUAGCAGAAGAGGAUGAAAAUAAUUGUAACUGGGAUGUCAUUGAAUCAUCUUGCAGAAUAAACGGAAGUUCAUUGCUACCAAUUAAAACUCUGCCUCAAACACAGAACAGUCCACAGAGAACAAUAAAUGAUUCUUGGAGACAAUUCAUUCUUCUUUCAAAUCAAUGUCAAAAGAAGGACCAGUGUCUAUCGAAUUCUUCUGAUACCUGUUUCUUAUAUUGUCCCCCUGACUGUCUCUGUGUUGGUCUGUCUGUUAACUGUUCUUCUGACAACGUGCCAACUUAUGCUACUUUUAUAACCUGGCAUGGUCUUGUUCAAGAAAACCUAGAAAUAACCAAGGAAAAGUUUCCCAAUAACACCAAUCUCAAGGGACUCUAUGGGACCCAUUUUAGAUUGUCAGAGUCUGAAGGAUUCUAUGGGUUUGUACAAAACCUGCGUUAUUUGGUUGCUAACUUCAGUGUUUGUAAUCUGACUGAACAACAGCCUGGUUCUCUCUAUGAUGCCAUUACACUUGAUUUAAGUUACAACUUCUUGAAGACAUGGACACUUAUAUCAUACACACAAUUGCUCUAUUUACAUCAUAAUUUGAUCACAUCAUUGCACUACACUCUUGAUAACCGACAGUCAGAGGCUCGCCUGCAGUAUUUAGAUCUUUCUUACAAUAAGAUUUUCAGAAUCAAUAAUGAAGAUUUGGAAGACUUACCUAAUCUCCUGUACCUUAUUCUUCAUGAAAAUCAUUUGACAUAUAUCCAAGAAAAAGCUUUUGAUAAACUUACUAAGCUUACUCAUUUAGAUUUGUCAAAUAAUAAUCUACGAAAUCUUAACCGUGGUCAUUUCAUGUAUCUGUCAAGACUGCAGUACCUGAACAUGCAGAAUAAUGAUGUUAAAGUGGUGGAGGGAAUGUUUGACAGUCUUAUGAAUAUUCUUUAUCUUCAGGUUGAUUCUUACACCCUCUGUUGUGCACAACCUAAAGCUGUCAGCAAGAUUCAGUGUGUAGCUCCAGUAAAUGAAAUAUCCUCCUGCUACAAUUUGAUAGAUUUACAUAUUCUGAGGAUAAUCAUUUGGUAUAUUGCUCUUCUUGCUCUGUUUGGGAAUAUGUCUGGUAUAUUUUACAGACUAUAUCAUAUAAAGAAGAAACCAGUCACAACGUUUGACAUUUAUUCUUUAAAUCUAGGUCUUGCAGACUUCUUUAUGGGCGUUUAUCUUUACAUUAUAGCCGGGGCUAACAUAGCGUUCAGUGGUCGUUAUGGUUUUGAAGAUUUCUCAUGGAGACACAGUCCUUAUUGCAUCUUUGCUGGUGUCCUGGCUACUCUUUCCAGUGAGGCAUCUGCUUUGUUCGUACUUUUGAUCACUAUUGACAGAAUACUUAUAGUGCGAUUUCCGUUUUCAAUUCUCAAGAAAAGGAUCUGGGUAUCAAAACUCAAUUCCAGCUUGGUAUGGACUAUUGCUCUCUUUCUGUCUUUAAUACCACUUACCGGAAGUGAAUAUUUCGAUGACUACUAUUCUAGUUCCGGGGUAUGUAUUUAUUUGCCUUUGUCUGUUCUACGAAAAUCGGGAUGGGAAUACUCCAUGAUUAUAUUUGUUGGAGCAAACUUCAUAAUCUUUAUUGCAAUUCUCAUUGGACAAUUUGUAAUAUUUACGGAUGUUGUUCGAAUGGGAAAGAAAACAGCCUUGCAUCCAUUCAGUCAACAGAGAAGACGAGAAAUGGGCAUAGCAAAGACUUUAAUUACAGUUGCAGUUACAGAUAUGCUGUGUUGGAUUCCUAUCGGAGCUAUAGGUCUUCUGACGUUCAUGGGUAUUGAUGUAACUGUUCAAGUUUAUGCGUGGAUUAUUGUCGCUGUACUUCCAAUAAAUAGCUCUUUGGACCAUGACAUACACACGUUGUAA
This is a messenger RNA of Saccostrea cuccullata (small rock oyster), 2352 nucleotides long. Its product is annotated as G-protein coupled receptor GRL101-like. The coding region runs from base 1 to 2352 and encodes 783 amino acids. The record is from RefSeq and is a predicted model, not a curated record. Gene Ontology annotation, biological process: adenylate cyclase-activating G protein-coupled receptor signaling pathway; hormone-mediated signaling pathway; activation of adenylate cyclase activity. Gene Ontology annotation, molecular function: G protein-coupled peptide receptor activity; protein binding. Lineage: Eukaryota; Metazoa; Mollusca; Bivalvia; Ostreida; Ostreidae. The transcript is spliced from 7 exons. Gene Ontology annotation, cellular component: plasma membrane.